AUGGCCUCCUCCGCCAUUGGAGAGGCUACAUCUCUCCCUUACACGUGCAAUGCCUGCCUGGUAGCCUUUCGCAGCAGUGAGGCUCAGCGAGAGCACAUGCGAAGGGACUGGCAUUUGUACAAUGUGAAACGCCGCGUAGUGUCUCUCCCUCCUGUCUCCCAGGAAGUCUUUACAGAGAAAGUUCUUAAAGCGAAAGCAACAUCGUCCGCCGCUGCCGCGAAAGCCUCCUAUGAGAAGACUUGUGUGGCUUGUCAGAAGACUUUCUACAGCGAAAACUCGUACCAGAAUCAUGUCAAGAGUUCCAAACAUAAGCUUCGCGAAGCUCGUAUGAAGCAGAAAGAAGGCCCCGCGGAUGACACGUCCUCCGUCAUGAGUUCUACAUUUUCUCUGGGGGACCCUAUUAACAAGUCAGAAGCUGCAGACGUGUCUCAAUUAACAAGCAAGUUGAAGACCACAGCCAUCGAGGAGGAGGGCGCUGAUGAAGAGGAAGAGGAAGAAGAGGAUGAUGAUGAAUUCUCCUCAUCUCGUUGCCUCUUCUGCAGAGAACCUUCCUCGGAUCUGCAAUCGAAUGUUGAUCACAUGUUUAAGACUCAUGGCAUGUUCAUCCCCGAGAAAGAUUACUUGGUGGAUCUUGAAGGCCUCAUCCGGUAUCUACACGCCAAAAUAACGCAGAACAAUGAAUGUCUCUAUUGCCAUGCUAUCAGAAGUACAGCAGCAGGGAUCAGGACCCACAUGCGCGACAAAGGCCAUUGCAUGAUCGCCUUUGAAACAGAGGAGGAGCAGCUGGAAAUUGGCCAGUUCUACGAUUUCAGAAGCACUUACUCGGACAAUGAGGACGACGACGACGAGUCUGCGGAGAAUGCAGACGGUGGAGUCAAGGUGCCCCAGUCAGACGACGCCGAUGACGAUGGCUGGGAAACCGCAAGCUCUGCCACGUCUGUAGAAUCAGACGGCGAAUCGAAGCCGUAUCGCCCCUCGCAGCCGAUCUAUCAGACGGACUACGAGUUGCAUCUGCCAUCUGGCAAGAGCGUCGGUCACCGGUCUCUUGCCAGGUACUACCGCCAGAACCUACACAACUACCCGACACCAGAGGAGCGAGCCGCACGGCAGCUCGCUAUCGAGAAUGGUACCGCUCAAGAGGAAGAGCAGAAACCGAGCCGUAAUCACCACCGUGCUGUGAUUACCAGGGCGAAUGGUGGUCUAGGCAUGCUCGGUGCCACCGCUAGCCAGAAGCACGAGGCUCAACUCGCUGAGAGAAGGGAACGGAACCGCGCUCAGCGCGAAGAACAAAAAUAUAUUGCAAAAGUCAACCGCGCAGCCAACAACCAGAAACACUACCGGCUUCGUUCAGAACUAACAGAUUGGUGUACAGGACCCUCUCCUGCAGUGAUCUCGUUUUUGCAACCGUCACUUCCAAAUCUUGGGAAUUAUUCUGCUGCAAUGAGUAUUACGAUCUGCAUUGGAUUGUUCAUGAUUACCUAA
This is a messenger RNA of Rasamsonia emersonii CBS 393.64, 1482 nucleotides long. RefSeq names its product C2H2 finger domain protein. The record is from RefSeq and is a predicted model, not a curated record. Lineage: Eukaryota; Fungi; Ascomycota; Eurotiomycetes; Eurotiales; Trichocomaceae. The transcript is spliced from 3 exons. Gene Ontology annotation, molecular function: zinc ion binding; nucleic acid binding. Bases 1 to 1482 code for a protein of 493 amino acids. Gene Ontology annotation, biological process: ribosomal large subunit biogenesis. Gene Ontology annotation, cellular component: preribosome, large subunit precursor.